Molecule: messenger RNA, 1996 nt
Organism: Salvelinus sp. IW2-2015
Lineage: Eukaryota; Metazoa; Chordata; Actinopteri; Salmoniformes; Salmonidae
Source: RefSeq, a predicted model, not a curated record
CGUAGGAAGACGCAACGUGUGGACAGCAGAUAUAGGAAGUUACAAGUCGUCAAGGACGAGAACAACUUGUCUACAAGAUUUUCGAUGACCAUUCAAAUUGCAUUAAAUCUCAAGUGUCGAGUUGCUGCCAACUAAAUCUAAAUUAUUGUUGCUUUUAUGUUCAUAUUUUACAUUAUUUUUUACUUUCAGUUGCGUAUGUGAUUUUUUUAUAUUUUUUUUAUCAACUUGUUUUGGAAUCCUGGUGGAAAAGAAGCCUUCCUUGUUGUUAACUAUAGAGUUGUAGAGCAUAGAAAUGACCGGACCGUAAUGUCAGUGGUUGCAUGCUGAUUGGAGGAGGGCAGUGCCAGUGUCAACCAGCAGGAUGAGUGUGUCUGACGGUGUGACGAGAACAACCAGCUUGGACGUAGAUCAAUUACAGCAACGGCAGACCAUCUUCCUCCAGAUCUACCCGCGUCUGCCCCAGGACACAGCUGCAUGUUGUACCCUCCAGGUCAGCCCUCGGGCCACGGCCGCUACGGUUAUCCAGAACGCAGGGGCCACRCUGGGCCUGGACAUGACCCGGCACUACGCCCUCCUGGAGGUCAGGCAGGAUGGAGGGGCUGAGAGGAUGCUAGGGGACUCUGAGAUGCCCGUGGAGAGGGUGUUGCUGUGGCCCCCAGGGGCCCGGAACCAGCAUCCCCAGGAGGAGGGGUACUACUUCAUCCUGCAAGCCCAAGGAAGUGGAGGGGAUCUGGGGUCAGGGACUGGCGGUAGUGAGGUACCUUCACCGGAGGAAUAUGAUGACCUGUGCAGCCUCUCCACCCUGACCGAGGACACUAUCCUGGCCGCAUUGCGCCAGCGCUUCUACAAACACAACAUCUACACGUACGCCAGCGGCAUCCUGGUCGCCAUUAACCCCUUCAAGUUCCUACCCAUCUAUAACCCGAAGUAUGUCAAAAUGUACAACAACCAGCCACUGGGAAAACUGAGCCCUCACAUCUUUGCGGUGGCGGAUGUGGCGUACCACACCAUGCUGAAGAAGCAGGAGAACCAGUGUGUGGUGAUAUCAGGGGAGAGCGGAUCAGGGAAAACGCAGAGCGCCAAUUUCCUGAUUCACUGUCUGACGGCGUUGAGCCAGAAGGGCUACAGCAGCGGUGUGGAGAGGACCAUAUUAGGAGCAGGGCCUGUCCUGGAGGCGUUUGGCAACGCUAAGACGGCUCAGAACAACCACUCCAGUGCUUUGGGGUUUAUCCAGGUCAACUAUCUGGAGAAUGGAGUGGUGAGAGGGGCGGUAGUAGAGAAGUAUUUCCUGGAGAAGUGUCGGCUAGUGUUUAGAGAUAGGAGUGAGAGGAACUACCACGUGUUCUACUACCUGCUGGUGGGGGCGUCCAAGGAGGAGCAGAGAGAGUUCAGUCUGCUGCAUCCUGAAGACUACGCAUACCUACGACAGGAGGACUUUAAUUUAGAUGACGCUGAGGACCUCAGGUGUGAGUUCAAGAGGCUUCAUCAGGCCAUGGAGAUGGUGGGAUUCCUGGUCCCCACCAAGAAACAGAUCUUCUCUGUGCUCUCUGCCAUCCUGUACCUGGGCAACGUGACGUACAGCCAAUCAGAAGACGGCGAGGGGCUGGAGGCGGGGCCAGCAGAUGUCCUCUCUACCCUGUCUGACCUGCUGAAGGUCAAACAGGAGUUGCUGGUGGAGGCUUUGACUAAGAGGAAACAAAUGACGGCCAACAACACCGUAGUUCUACACUACACUCUGGAGGAGGCUGUGACAGCACGGGACUCGAUGGCCAAGUCUCUGUACAGCUCUCUGUUUGAUUGGAUCAUCCUGCAYAUCAACCACGCUCUGCUCAACAGACGAGACAUGGAGGAAGCUGUCUCUUGUUUGUCUAUAGGUAUCCUGGAUAUAUUUGGUUUUGAGGACUUCCAGACGAACAGCUUCGAACAGUUCUGUAUUAACUACGCCAACGAGAAAGUUCACUAUUACUUCCACCAGCACGUCUUCACGCUGGAGCAG